ACGUGGCGUGUGAUUGGCCCUGGUGACUCUCUCCAGCAGGGAUAACUCUCUCUCCUCUCCCGUUCCCUCGGUGGCCAGUGGGCGAGAGGGGGGGAGACCAGCCACACUCAACGAACAAGCCGGUGCGCGGAUCCGUCAACCUCUCCCAUUGGUCCUGGACGCCCCUGCCUCGGUCGUGCCGUUUCCCCCCCAGCUUUGCAUCUGAAUGACGGGCGGAAGGUUCGACUUCGACGACGGCGGCACUUACUGCGGGGGUUGGGAGGAUGGCAAAGCCCACGGACACGGCAUCUGCACCGGACCCAAGGGCCAGGGCGAGUACGCGGGCUCUUGGUCGCACGGCUUCGAGAUAGUCGGCGUGUACACCUGGCCCAGUGGGAACACCUACAAGGGCUACUGGUCGCAAGGCAAGAGGCAUGGGCUCGGCGUGGAGAAUAAAGGCAAGUGGAUCUACCGCGGGGAGUGGAGCCACGGCUUCAAGGGGCGCUACGGCGUCCGUCAGAGCCACAACACGCCUGCGAGAUACGACGGCACCUGGAGCAACGGGCUCCAAGAUGGAUAUGGCAUUGAAACCUACGGCGAUGGGGGUACCUAUCAAGGCCAGUGGAUGGCUGGCAUGCGCCACGGCUAUGGCGUGCGCCAAAGCGUUCCUUAUGGGAUGGCGACUGUCAUCCGCUCGCCUUUACGUACCUCCAUGGCUUCCCUGCGCUCGGAGCAAAGCAACGGCACUGUGCUUCAGGACCUCUCCUCCCCGGCCGACAUCCCCACGAGCAAUCGCGGCGGCUUCGUGCUCAACUUCCACUCGGACAGCGAGGUAGUGACGGGCAAGAAGAAGGGCCUCUUCCGCCGGGGUUCCCUCUUCGGGAGCCUCCGGCAGUUGCGCAAGUCCGACUCGCGGACCUCCAUUUCCAGCAAGCGCAGCUCGGCACGCAGUGACGCCACCAUGAGCCGCAUCAGCUCCAGCGACGCCAACUCCACCAUUUCCAUCGGCGACAGCGAGCUGCCAGACGAGGACCUUCUCUUGGAGGACCACGUGGACGCCACCACCACCGAGACCUACAUGGGCGAAUGGAAGAACGACAAGCGCAAUGGAUUUGGCGUUUCCGAGAGAUCCAACGGGAUGAAGUACGAGGGCGAGUGGCUAAACAACAAACGCCACGGCUAUGGCAUCACGGUUUUCCCAGAUGGCACCAAAGAAGAAGGGAAGUACAAAAACAACGUGCUGGUGCGUGGAAUACGAAAGCAGCUGAUUCCUCUCAAGAACCCCAAAACCAAAGAGAAGGUGGAUCGGGCGGUGGAGGGGGCCCAGAGGGCAGCAGGCAUCGCCAGGAGUAAAGUGGAAAUAGCAGCUUCCAGGACAGCCCAUGCCAGGACUAAGAGCGAGGCGGCCGAUCACGCCGCCAUCUCUGCAGUACAAGAUGCCGAAAUCUCCAGGGCGGUUGCUAGGGAGCUCGCACCAAACUUCUACCAACCAGGGCCGGACUACGUAAAACAGCAGUUUAAAGAGCCCGUGGAGAUUAAGGAGGUCCCCGUUGUGAAGAAAGACAACUCACCGAGGGAUUCCCCCCAUUUUUACCGCAAGGGUACCACCCCUCCUCAUUCGCCAUUGAAUCGUCCCGUGGGCUCGCCUCCCCACUCGCCUCACUCCAGCAAGAAGAAAGGCCAUCUAGCCCACAGCUACAAAAGCAGCAAAGAGGAGCAUCUUUCCCACAAAAUAAGCAAGGAGGAGAAGCACGCUCAUAAAAGCAACAAAGAUGAACGUUCUAGCAGGAAGCCCAACAAAGAGGAGAGGGCGUCCGUCCCCGAUGGUCCCAAAGUCGCUCCCGCGCUCAUCGAGGCUCCCGCUCAACCCGCAAAACUUCAACAGCGGAGCCCUCCGCCCGACGCCACCGUCAAUCCUCCUUCAGUCCCCGUCAACGGCCAGCUCCACACAGAGUACCACAGUUACUACGUCAAGCCCCCGGUAAGGGGCCCUCCACCCCCGGAUCCAGAGGAGGACCCCGAGGAAGAGCCGAGCGCUCAGGCCCUGGCACGCCUGCCACCGCAACCCAGGUCUCUUAGUACUCCGACCCCAAAACCGGCCUCCGUACGGGACUGCAAGGGCGACCCCAAACUCAGGAAGCAAGAUUCCCUGAAGCCAAAGAGCCUCGCAGACACAAAGAAAGCCAGCACGGAGAUUGCGGAAAGCGCAGAGGAAACUGGUCCUAACUCCAUCCUGGUCGCUAUGGUGAUGCUGUUGAAUAUCGGCCUUGCAAUUAUAUUUGUCCAUUUUCUGACAUGAUACUGCUCAUUCUUACUGAAAAAGACGGCAAGCUAUGCAGUUGCAUCGCCCAGCUUGAAAAAAGAAAAUGCCGCAGAUGAGUCGCGGUGCCAGCCGGAGGUGUUUGGUUAACAGCGUAACACCGCAGAGAAUCGGGCGUCACUACCACCGACCUGUCACGGGCCUCGCGUGGACCACCAGUGCCAAUUAGCACUCCUUUGGGCUUCUGGAAAAUCUGAGGUGAAAUGUUGUGUCUAGUGAGUUGUAAUAAACCAAUCAAACGUAGUGGAAGUCGUUUCAACCCGCUGUCGGCGCCGAGGCGAGGCGAGCGGAGGCCCCGAGGAGGCGGCGGCCUGACGGACUUUGCUGCCGGGAGAAAGCAGAGCUGCACUUUUAGAUGACGGAAGCAAAGAGCUGCCUUUCUAUUUUGACAUCGCCAGGAGGUGACGAUGGCGGCGGGGUGUGAGUGAGGUGUGGAACAGUCGCAGUAGGAGCGUUUUUUUUUUUUUUACUUGGGGGGUUGGGGAGUUCCCGCCGCUUUAUACAACAGCAAGCUGGUCGGGCUGUGUUCCUAAGAUGUCAGUGCUAGCUCGGUCACUCGCCAGUCUUAGCGUUUUCAAAGCACUUCAUGUUUGUCCAGCUCCAUCCAGCACUACUCAUAACCCCCCUGCCCCCCCUCCCCAAGUUGCAUGGUACUUUUUUGGCAUUUUCUUUGCAUUGUAUUGUGUUUACUCCUUGUCUUUCUUGGGAUAGUGGAAGCCCUUUAAUUUAAUUUUUUUCAAUUCCCACACCGAUUGAGUUGUAUUUUAUUGUAAAUGCAAGUGCAAUAUGUAUUUUAUUUUUCAAAAAGGUUUGGAAUAUAAUUUGCCAAAAAUUAAACUAUAUCAUUAUUCCUAGAGUAUAAUUUAGCAUAGAGUUGGGGAAUCCAUAUCUUAUCUCAUUCAAAAGAACAUUUGAUUCAAUCUGGAGUUCCAUUUAAGAGAUACCGUUUUUUUCCAUGUAUAAUGCGCAAAAUCUAACUACCGUAUUUUCCGCACUAUUAGGCGCACCGGAUUAUAAAGCGCACCUUCAAUGAACGGCCCAUUUUAAAACUUUGUCCAUAUGCGCACCGGAUUAUAAGGCGCAUAAAAUAGAAGCUAUACUGCAACAAACUGAGGUUGACUAGGGUUGCGGUAUGCAUCCACUAGCCAAUAACCAACGAGCUGUAAACAAUCGCGUUUCUCAAACGAUCUCCGAUAAAAUGACCGGAACUGACUAAAGUUAGAUCUAUUGCAUUCGUACUACUUACCUAUGUUUCCCUUCCAUAUCGAUCCGUAGAUUUACUUGAAACAUUAACAGAGCAGCCUAUUUUGACAUGAAAUACCCUGGCGCGUAUAGCAGCUAUCGUUAUAGCAUUAGCCAUCAGCAAUUUCCCAUGAGCCUCAGCUCGCAAUCUCCCAUGAGCCUCAGCAAAGUGUAAACAAUCGCGUUUCUCAAACAAUCUCCUAUAUAAUGAUCGGAACUGACUAAAGUUCGAUCUAAUGCAUUGGUACUACUUAGUACUUACCUAUGUUUCCCUUCCAUAUCGAUCCGUAGAUUCACUCGAAACAUUAAUAGAGCAGCCUAUUUUGACAUGAAAUACCCUGGCGCGUAUAGCAGCUAUCGUUAUAGCAUUAGCCAUCCGCAAUUUCCCAUGAGCCUCAGCUCGCAAUCACCCAUGAGCCUCAGCAAAGUGUAAACAAUCGCGUUUCUCAAACGAUCUCCUAUAAAAUGAUCGCAACUGACUAAAGUUCGAUCUAACGCAUUGGUACUACUUACCCAUGUUUCCCUUCCAUAUCGAUCCGUAGAUUUACUCGAAACAUUAACAGAGCGGCCCAUUUUGACAUGAAAUACCCUGGCGCGUAUAGCAGCUAUCGUUAUAGCAUUAGCCAUCCGCAAUUUCCCAUGAGCCUCAGCUCGCAAUCUCCCAUGAGCCUCAGCAAAAUGUAAACAAUCGCGUUUCUCAAACGAUCUCCUAUAAAAUGAUCGGAACUAACUAAAGUUCGAUCUAACGCAUUGGUACUACUUACCUAUGUUUCCCUUCCAUAUAAAUCUGUAAAUUUACUCGAAACAUUAACGGAGCAGCCUAUUUUGAAAUGAAAUAGCCUCGCGGGUACAACAGCUAUUCGGUGACGCCCCCUGACUACAGUUGCCGUAAUGUUGGGAAGCGAUGCGACCUUGAAAUUUACUAGUCGUACUAAAACGUACUGAAACAUUUUGGCAGAGCACUGUGUACAACCAGUAUGGAUCAACAACGGCCAUUUCAAGUUCCUCCCUCUUCAUCAUCAUCAUCAUCGGUUUUAAGUCCGCUUUCCAGGUGCCGCUCGGUUGGACUGGGUUCUCAAUAUGUCUUUCUUCCACCGGGAACGAUCCAUGGCCAUCUCGUGAUUGAUGCCGAGUGCCUUCAUGUCGGCUGCCACGGUCGUCUGCCAGGUCUUUUUAGGUCGGCCACUGGGUCUUGUUCCCUCUACGUUAUACGACGUAACUUUCUUCACCCAGUCGUUCUCGUCCUUCCUCACUACAUGUCCGUACCAUCACAGUCUGCCUCUCCUCACCACAUCCACUAUGGCCUGCACUCCCAUCAUCUUUCUCAGCUCUGCACUGGUCUUUUCCUCCCUCAUUGACACAUCCAUCUGAUCAUCCUCAUUUCUGCUCUGUUUAGUUUGUCUUCACCAUACUGAGAAUAUUUUUGGAGCAAAAACUUUUUACAGUCGGAUGCCCUUCCUGACACCAACCUAAGGGGAAAUUGAUUUUCUGUAGGGGUUGACCCCCUUAGCCCAUUCCUCUCCCGAGGAGCCCACUGGGCAGUGGUACUAUUUAACCCAUCUUGAUAUUUUUUAACUGUUUUUCCACAAGUGUUGGCUUUAGCAAGAGUCAUUAUCACGACUGGGAGCAUGAGCCGAUUUCUUAACCAGCCUGAAGUUGCGCAGAUUGUCCAACUCCUCCAGGAUGUCACAUCAAUGCGUGCUGUUGCAAGAAGAUUUGAUGUGUCUCCCAGUACAAUCUCCAGAGCGUGGAGGAGAUUCCAGGAGACUGGCAGUUUCUCUAGGAGAGCUGGACAGGGCCGUAGAUGGUCCUCAUCCCAUCAGGAGGCCCUAUAUCUGCUGCUUUGUGCAAGGAGGAACAGGUUGAGCACUGCCCGAGCCCUACAGAAUGAUCUCCAGCAGGCUACUGGUGUGAAUGUCUCUGCCCAAACAGUCAGAAACAGACUUCUUGAGGGUGGCCUCAGGGCACGACGUCCUGUAGUGUGCCCUGUGCUCACUGCUCAGCACGGUGGAGCUCGAUUGGCAUUUGCCAUAGAACACCAGAAUUGGCAAGUCCGCCACUGGCGCCCUGUGCUUUUCACAGAUGAGACCAGGUUUACCUUGAGCACCUGUGAUAGACAUGAAAGGGUCUGGAGAAGCCAAGGAGGGCGCUAUGCUGCCUGCAACAUCAUUCAGCAUGACCGGUUCGGUGGUGGGUCAGUGAGGGUCUGGGGAGGCAUUUCCAUGGAGAGACAAAGAGACCUCUACAGACUAGAAAACGGCAGUCUGACAGCCAUUAGGUAUUGGGAUGAAAUCCUUGCACCCAUGGUCAGACCCUACGCUGGUGCAGUAGGUCCUGGGUUCCUCCUAAUCCACGACAAUGCCCGGCCUCAUGUGGCAAGAGUAUGCAGACAGUAUCUGGAGGAUGAAGGAAUUGACACAAUUGAAUGGCCCUCACGAUCAACUGAUCUAAACUCGAUGGCAGACCACCUCUGGGACAUAAUGUUUUGGUCCAUCAGACGCCGCCAGGUUGCUCCUCAGACUUUACAGGAGCUCACUGAUGCCCUUAGACAGAUCUGGGACGACAUCCCACAAGACACCCUCCGUCGUCUCAUUUGGAGCAUGCCGCGACGUUGUCAAGCAUGCAUACAAGCACGUGGGGGCCACACAAGAUAUUGAAAGGAGUUUUGAGUUGCAGAAAUUGAAUUUAGGCAAAAAAGACGAGCCUGCCACAGCAUUUUUCCACUUUGAUUUUUGGGCUGUCUAUAUACUGAGCCCUCUGUAGGCUGAAAACUUUUAUUUCCAUGAAAAGAUUGGGCAUCCUUUCGUUCCUGAGACAUCAAACUGUCCAUAUCAGUAUAGAUAUCCCCCCAAAAGAUUUCACCAUUGAAAUCUGAUGUUUUCAAAGUGUUCCUUUAAUUUUUUUGAGCAGUGUAUAUAUAUAUAUAUAUAUAUAUAUAUAUAUAUAUAUAUAUAUAUAUAUAUAUAUAUAUAUAUAUAUAUAUAUAUAUAUAUAUAUAUAUAUAUACAUGUAUUAUUAUUUAUACAUUAUUAAUGUAAUUUAGCCUUCAGAAGACUGAAAUGGGCCGAUAUAGCAAUAACGUUACCUGCUCCUGAUGUCGAUUGACAGCUAGCAAAGGAAGUUUAUUGACGCUGCCUGUCGAGAGUUUCGUUAAGAAUUUAUUGUUAUUUAUUGAAAUCCAAAUCAGAUGUUUGAAUAUGUAUUGCAACACGAUACCACUGGGGAGGAGUUGGAAUUAUUCAGGUGUGCUGAAGAGGAACGAUAGCUUUUAAAGUCUUUAACAGUACUACUGUUUACCUUUUUCAAAGAGAAGGAUGUUGAAAGUCACCAUCCUUGUCUUAAUAUUGCGCAGGAUACUCGUGACUGUUGUCAUCCGCUGAGUCAUGUUUAAACUCUCCUCACAAGAACUGUUGCAGCAAAGGCAUGACUAUCUUUGACUUUUUUUUUAAUGGUUACUUUAUAUUAGUUAGCAUAAAACAACAGAACAUGAUAUGUAUUAUGCAAUUUUUCACAGUUUCAAAUCGUUUCUUGGUGUCUUUACAAAAGGGUUGACAUUCUUCCAUCACAAUACACAAAAGAAUACCGAAUAUUUGUCGCCAUGACAACCGGGGCAGAGCUACGAGCUAGCGGCAAAGCAAGCAAUUACUCUGUUGCUAACUUGGUGACCUUUACAACCUCCUUAUAAUUUUUUAGUGGCGUUUUUAGGGACGUCCGAAGUCUCUGCUGCAAGAGAUGUUCUCCAUAUAGUUAGCUUACGCUCAUCUGUGCUAACACUGCAGCUCUGCUUACCGUUUUUGUUUUUUUCGGCUUUGACAUGAUAGUGCUUCCGUGAAGUCCGGCUGCCGGAAUCUGGUCGUUGCUUGACAAUGGUGACUCUAGGUCAGGUGUAAAGAUUUUACCUUUUUUUUUUUUUUAUUUACAAAUUUUUCAAUUUUACGGAGUAGUCUUGAGGCAGCAAAUUAUUGUUAUUGAAUCAAAAGUGGCUCUGUUGCAGCCAGUAAGUAAUUACAAAAGUAAUGCACUCCAUGUCCAUGUAUUAAGCGCCGCACAAGAAUCAAAUAUUAAUCAAAUAAUAUGCCCAUUCUGGUCAUCAUUAAAAAGGGCUUUAAUAUUGAUUCGUUUUCAUUGCUUCGAACCUUUGACAAAGUCUUAAUUAAUCCAUACAGUUCAUUACAUUUGUAAAACUGUGACAGCACAACCAUAUAAAAGCAUUCUAAUGCGAUGUAUUCGAAUUGAAAUAAUCGAAAAGAUAGAAACAGGGUGAGUCAGCCAGCAUCUUCUCAAACAGCACCGUUAUUUUGUCUUUAGCUCCAUGAAGACAAGAGUUUUGUGUGAAUUGAACUGUUUUGGGGAUCUUAUUUAUUUAUCUAUUUUUUAAACGCAACAUUGCAUCUUGGAGACAUUUCUAUAUAGACAAUCUAUAAUAUUUCUAAGGAUUUUUACAGAGCACAAUACAGAAUCUGGUAUGAAUGACGAUGGAUAUUUUUCUAACAAUUUGCACACCUGUAUUUUGACAGUGGCUAUAACAUGUUUGUAAUUGGGAACGUAAUGCACAUUAUUCUAAUGUUUGACAGUGAGAUGGGGGGAAAAAAAUCGACAUUUCUAACCGUAUGUAUCGUUUGAGGACAUGAAAGGCGGAUAGAUGUUUCCUUAUGAGUAUUUGGGGGAAAUGUUGGAAACUUUUGAGACCUCAAGGCUCAUGAUUUGUGCAAAGUCUUUGUCAAUGACUUUAUGUGUAUAACAAUAAAAAAAUUGAUGCCUUGUUAUGUGA
Molecule: messenger RNA, 8312 nt
Organism: Syngnathus typhle (broad-nosed pipefish)
Lineage: Eukaryota; Metazoa; Chordata; Actinopteri; Syngnathiformes; Syngnathidae
Gene: jph1a
Product: junctophilin 1a
Exons: 7
Coding region: 206-2278 (690 amino acids)
Cellular component (GO): endoplasmic reticulum membrane; plasma membrane; sarcoplasmic reticulum
Source: RefSeq, a predicted model, not a curated record